Messenger RNA from Striga asiatica, 405 nucleotides. The record is from the annotation of a GenBank genome assembly. NCBI's taxonomy places the organism in Eukaryota, Viridiplantae, Streptophyta, Magnoliopsida, Lamiales, Orobanchaceae.
AUGGAAGUGGAACCUACUGAGUUGGAAAAACCUCUGCAGCUUUCUUCCUCUGACAAGUUGCAAACUAAACCUAGACUAUGGAAAAGAUCAGAUUCCAGAUUAGGAAGACUACAGAGGCAAACUAUCAUUCUUUCAAACCAAGAUACUAAUACCUCAUUGAAGAGACCCAGACUAGAUGAGAGUGAGAGGUUUGCCGGAUCAGAAGGUUGCCCUCCCAAAUGGGGGGAGGUCUUCUUUCUUGUCGGAAUUUGGGAUCGUGUAGGCCAUGGGAUACAAAGGUUGGCUCGUUCGUUUCGAAGGUCGGAUCGGGCGGUGACGGUGAAAUUCGGGGUUUCCCUUCGCAAUUUGGGAAUCCCAUAUCGUCAAUCGGGUCGUUUUCGAGCCCGACCCGAGUUUGAUGACUGA